GGCAAGAGGGCGCAGAGUUGAGUGCGGAAAUAGCAGAUGCGGCGUAAUUUUAGUAGAAUCGGGGCAACUCGGCCGCGGACCGAAAUAGAGGUGGCGGCGCGCGUGUCUUCCCACUGUGAAUUUCGUCCGGAUUAGGCGCACGAUUAGCUCUGCGGAGAGCACGGUGAAGUGUGUAUCCACGUCCAAAAGGACCCCUUCUGGAUACCCGCGAGUGAAAUGUUCCCGUAAUAGUGUGCGGUUGCAUAAUGUAUCUGUAGUUAUGUGUGUGACUCAACACUUAAAUUUAGUGUCAUUGCUAUUGCUAGUAUUUUGAACGUCGUGGUAUUACAGCCUACAAGAUGCUGAAAGGUCGUGGUCGCGACCCUCGGACCACCUUCACUAUACCGGGGCACAACGCGCCUCGCCCUUCCACUCAAGGCCACACAACGAUGCGUCCCCCAACACAAGGGCAGGCGCACCUCACGCUGCGGCAACCUGUGCAGAAUAAUAGAGGGAGUCAUACAAAACCAGAGCCAGAGUAUGAGGUGGUAGAGUUUCCAACCGAGCAAUAUAUGAACGCAAAGCUUCAACCUCCGCCGCCACCGCCCCCGCGACCACCCACAGGCCACCCUCUGGAAGCGGGGGCAUCAUGCGGACUAUGCGGGGGUGGUGGCGCCCGCGUGCGGUGCGCUGAGUGUGGCCGCCGCGCACUCUGCGCCUCUUGCGACGACAUGUACCAUCGCCAUCCCAAACGAAGGAACCAUCAGAGACAAGCUCUAUCAACAUCACAAUUGCGGGAUGAACGACCACCGCUACCUCCAAAAGGCACGCCACCUGUACCGCCACCGCGACGGCAUAAGAUGAGCGGUGACAGAAUGAGUGCCAGCCCCAGACCUCCAGCGGUAGACCAGCGUCGUGCCACCUUAGGGCACUUGUCAAUGAGCCCAAAUCAAACUGCAACAUUACCACUUAAUAGUAAUAUUCAUCAUUCGCAACAAAUACCUGCUCAUCUUCAAGGCAAGCUAUCACAGCCGAGCCCAAGCCAUCUCGGCAGUAUGCCAUAUCUUGCUGCGACGCCAACGAUUCAACACAUACCGGCCGUUGUCAAUCAAAUACAAUCAAGUACAAUGGACCAUCAUUCUUCGGCGUGGGGACGGCCUCGUGGAUCCUUACCUGGAGUCAAUAUGGCACCAAAUAUGACAAUGCCAACGGAAGUAUGGGAAAAUCACGAGACUCACAAUCAUCCUGGUCAAAAUUGGAAUCGACCUUUACGCCGUGGUGCGUCUGUAUUGGAGCUGGGCGGAAGCGCAGCGCAGUGCGCCGGCUGCUCCCACUGCGCGCCUAUGCCAUGGCGAUAUGGCAGCUGUGCUAAUCUGGAGCACACGUGGAUGGGGGGAUGGCCACCACCACCUCCAGCUUGUUGUGUAGUGCACCCACCCCAACAUCCCCAUAUACACCCGUAUUCUCCACAAACUCCGCAACCGUACCGCAGGGUAGACAGCCGUGCAGCCUCUCGUGCUGCGUCUCGAAGCGGUUCCCGCGCUGCAUCCCCAGCAAUGAGUGUUCGAUCGCGUACAUCCCGGCGCACCAAGCACCGAACACCUUCACCACCUCCAUUGCCAUCCAGUGAUGCUGAUUCUGAGAGUGAGAGCGAUGGCGCUCCUGCACCUACUCGAGUAUCAGUCUCUGCCCCUGCACCAUCUUCACAUACUCAUAAAGUUCAAUCCAUCAAACAACAAAUUAGUCAACCUACCACUCAAUCUCAAGAGAAGGAGGAAGAAGAAUCAUUGGGCCCUGCACCACCACCACCGAACGUAUCUUGGCAGUGUGAACACUGCACAUUCGUGAACGAGCCAGGUGUCCGUGUUUGCGUAAUUUGCUGCCGUACACCGACUGCUGCUCCUAAAACCAUUGAGGCCACGACCAACAGUAUGGCGCGAUUAAAGGUUCAAGAGAAGACCUCGCCAUCGCCGGCACGUGCCACAGAAGAAAAAAAUGGAGUAGAAAUAAAAAAUUUGAACAAGAAUGACAGAACUUCUACUGGAUGUGGACCAUCUCCGCCGCGAGAAGAAAAAGCAGCAAAUAAGCCCAUGAGUAGACUCAUGACUCCUACGAGAGACAACACCAAUGGAAGUAUAGAUUCUUCAAAUACAACAAUAAUCCCGGGAGCCGGACCGUCAACGUUUGCGGCUUUCCAAAAUACACAUGAAAAUACAGGCAUCGUAGCAUCUCCACCUCGGGAAAAUCCUGUAAUCAGAGCAUCUCCAUACCGUGAAACAGUAUCCAAACAGCCUGAGAUUCAAAAGCAUAAUGUAUCAGUUGGUCCUUCCCCACCACGUGAUAAUGUAUCAAAACGAGAGUCGCUUGGCCCUUCAUCGAAUUCUUCUAAUAAAAGCAACCACAAAAAAUCGGCUGCCACUUCCCCUCCACGUAGUGCAGUUCUUGAAAGUCAUUCGUCGUCUUCAUCCCUUCGAGCCAACGUAUCAAAUACCGGUACGUCUCCACCGCCGCAAAGUAUCUCCACACAGACAUAUGAAGUUCCAAACACAUCAUGGGAGCGGACACCGUCCGUUCCACGGUCCCGUUCACGACCGCGCCGUCGAUUCCGAGAUGACACUCGCCGUGAACGUUCCCACAGUAGGCACUCCAUGUCCAGUGACACUCGAGAAAGCGAGCGAAGUGUCCGCACGAGUGGUGGCGGUGCUGGAGGUGGUAGGUGGGAAUGGCGAGAGACUCGCGACAGCAGUCCCGGCGGUGAGUGGAGCGAUACCGAGCGACGCCGCAACGGUACUCGGCUCACACGACGCGCUUCGCAUCUCGAUCUCCACAGGACGCGCCCUGCGAGACGGUCCAGCUUCUACGGGUCCGAGGCAGCAUCACCGGAACCCUUGUCCUCUACGAGAGCGAUUUCACUAGAAGCACUAGUGAGCGCCGGAGCUAGGCGAGAAGCGGAACGAGGGCUCGAGUUAGCGAAGUUGAUGUCUGAAGCGGAGCGGUUGGGCUUCAGUGCGGCAGAAGUGCACGCAGCGUUGGCCCAAAGCCCGACUGCGCCGUUAGCAUGGCUCCGUGAGCGCUGGCCCAGCCUGUGCGCGGGAGUACGCGCGGCGGCAGCUCGCCUAGAGCCGCGCGCCGCCGUCUCCGAGCUGGAGGCGCGCGCCGCUCUCGCACGACACCGCGGCGCCAUGUGGCCCGCUGUCACCGACUGCGUUGAAAGGCACCGCCGCCACAUGGAGACGGGAGCUGUAGGCGAAGAGCGACGGCUGCGUGGGCAUGUGUGGGGUUCCCCGGUGGGUGUGGACGACGACGCUGCUCCGCCCAUCGCUAGCCGACAGCACCAACGCCGCCAGCGCGCAGAAGAUAGUUCAGAUGAGUUUGAAGUGCCAGAGACGACCGUAUUCCAAGAUGACGACUGGAUGUACUUACCACUAGACCAAAAUAUUAAUCAGUAUAAAAACGACAAGAACUUCGAGACUUGGGACAAGAGUUUUAUUGAAACUACUAACGACAAAAAAGAAGACAUAGCAUUAAAAUUAAAAGCUCUUCUUGUACAAGCUGGGGUUCCAACUAUUAACGAAAAUUUGCUUCUAAAAGGUUUAUUAGCUGAUAGUACUAUAUAUAACCAAAACGGAACUAGUAAUGUAAGUCGAAAUAAACUGUAUUCAAUGGAUUUGAGUCAAUCAGAAAAUGACUUCAUUGAUGCUUAUAAUGCACUAACAAGAUUAAGUCCACUACCAAAUGUAAAUAGACCAGGAACUAUAAAAGAUACACAACAAAACAAUAUUAUGCAAAUUGCUAAUGAAUUCUAUGAAAACGAAUACGUACUCAAAAAUACGGAGAAUAUUAAGCUAGAGCAAAUUGAAGAUAUAACUUUUCAAUCAGCAUCGCCAGAAAAUUAUAAUCAUUUGCAAGUAGCUAUUAAUACAAAACAACAAGAACCAGAAAAUAAAUUAAACGAAAUAUUUUCUUCUUCUGAAAAAGCCAAUACUGAAGAUGAAACAGAAAAGGAAAAUAAAAAAACUCAAAUCGAAACAAUGAUAAAUCAAUAUAAUCCGGAAAGAGAUAGUACAGAACCAAAGGAACAUAUGAACCUACCACCUGUAGAAGUUAAGACAGUGCCCGAAAAAGUGAUAACUAAUAGUGAAAAUAUAAUAAAAAAUACACUUGAAAAUAAAAGUACUCUGCAAAGAGAAAGUCCAAAAAGCAAGAAAGACAUAAAUACACCUGUUACAGAACUGUUCGAAAUUGCUCAAGAAAGAAAUAAAAAUGUUAUCCCACUACAAACUGUGUCAUCAAACCAUCAUAAUAUAACAAUUGAUAUUAAUACUACAACUGACAAUUCCAUAAUACAUGCACAGGUAGGCGAUUUUCCACAUAUUAUAGAUAAUUUAGACCAAAAUAUGGGAGACCUAUCAAAUAACGUUGACAUUCAGGAAAAUAUAAAAGUGCAAAACGUAAAUGAAAGUAAUAGUGAAUCUAUAUCAGUGCAAUCUAAUAAUGCAUCCUUUGGAAAAAAGAACAUAAAACUUACAACUAAUAAAGAUUUCGUGAAGGAAGAAGAAGACAAAUCCAAGAAUUUAAACGACAUCGUUGAUAAUACACAAAAACUUAUACAACAAAUGAAAGAAGAAAUUAAUUCAGAUAUUUAUUCAAUUGAGGAUGCUAAUGAAUCUCAAAGCGAAAUGGAAACUAGUUCUAAUGAAUCUGAUUAUUCGUCAGAACAUGAGUCUAGUUAUAGUAAUACAAGAGAGGAAACGGAUAACUUAACUUCGGAUGAAAAUGUAGAGUCGAGCACUAAUGAUGAAGAAGAUACGGAAAAGCGUUCAAUAGCGAUAAACAGAACUAGCUCAGAAGAUAAUGAACAGUUUGAAGAGGCCAUGGAUCACAUACAAGAACAAAUCGAAGAUUUUAAAUAUAAAAAUAUUGAAAUUUUAGAUUCUAUAUCACGUAGUCUACAAGAAGAGCAGACGUUUGCUGUAGAAUUAAAUGACCGAAAAUCUCCAAACGAAGAACGACAAGAUCAAAAUAAUAAUAUGUUUACAACUGUACAUAGCUUUGAGGAAAUAUAUGACCAACUGAGUACUAAUGAAAUCACAAGUAAUUCUAUUAAAUCGAAUAAACUUGAGAAAAAUGUGUUAGUUAAGAAUAAUAAUAAUAUAGAAAAAUAUGAUAUAAACAUAUCAUUAUAUAAACCUGUAUCUGCCACCAAAUUAAUAUUAACCGAACAAAGAAAAUCGUUUUUAAAUGCAAUAGAAGAAAAUAUAGAGGAACCUUUAAGUAUAGAAUAUAUAGAUAGGAAAAAUAAUUUCAACAAUAAGAAUAGUAAAGAGCAAAUAUUAACUAAUCAAUCACACAGGGAAAGUACUGUCAGCUUGGACAGUCAUACAACACAUUCACCCAAAACAGAAACCAAUGAUAACAUCAGUAAUAUUUUUGUUGUUCCCUCUGAUCAUCCAAGGAGUAUGUCUUCUGGAAAUGAAAGCAAAGAUACAAAUACCUUUAACGAUUUUUCAGAACCCAUAGAUUUAAACGUAUCUGUAAAUACAAGUGCUCUUGGUGAAAUAAUUGGUAACGACAAUUCAAGAAAUAAUUCUCCAGAAAAAAAAUCUAAUAACCAAGAAAACGAUAAUAACGAAAUUAAAAAUAUAACUGCGUCUAAGUCUAAUAUACCUAAACUGAUUAGAAUAUUGCCAAAAACUAAGGAUGAGAAAUCUACUCCCAAAGUAUUAGUAUCGAAAGUCCCUGUACGGCGUAAUUCAGGUAAACAGUACCCCGCACCUGCCCCGCCAAAGUCUCACUUCGGAUCCAUUCAAAGUGGCUUUGUAAAACAAUUACAGACCAAGCUAUUCAAUGAUAAGUCGGCAAAGACUGACACAAAGAUUGCAAAAUCAGAAUUAAAAGUUGCAGUCCCAUCAAAUUUGAUUAAAAAAAAACAAGCACCUUUACCACCAUCCAAACCCAUAGAAAGUGUUCAACCAUCUCCACCAAAAGCGUCACCCUCUAAAGAGAAAAAGAAAAAUUAUUUCCGUGAGACAUGUCGCACUGAAGAUGAAUGGACGGAAAGUGACCCUGAGGAUUCCCAAUUACAGAUUGCAAAGCCUAACGAGGAACCACACCGAGCACCGACACCACCACCGCCUAUUACAGUGCGCCGUGUAUCAGGCCAAAUCAUCGACUUAGCCAGAGUCCGUCUUCCAGAAGGUUCACCAGAGAGACAAGCACGCAUGCUGUUAGCUGAAGGCGCUGCAGAGAACUGGGAACAGGCUCAUCUAGCAGUAGAGCUGGUAUCACGUGGAGUGGAUCCCCCGACUGCAUUGCUAGCUGCGCUCGAAUGUAUCGACCUGACAUCUGCUUUGACAUACUUGAACCAAGAAUGUGAGCUGUGUGCUUCACGACUUCCAGAGCAUGAGAUGGUGACGAUGUUACGCUGCACUCACCGCUGUUGCCGUGAGUGCGCGAAGUUGUACUUCAAUGUACAAAUAACAGAGAGAAGCAUAGCCGACUGUGUCUGCCCAUAUUGUAAGGUGCCGGAGCUAGAGACACUCCCUGAAGACGCGUGGCUAGAGUAUUUCGCGCAUCUAGAUAUACUCUUAAAAACAUUACUGGAACCUGACAUACAUGAAUUAUUCCAACGAAAGUUACGAGAUAGAACGUUGGCUAGAGACCCUAACUUCAAAUGGUGUAUGGAAUGUUCUUCCGGUUUCUUUGUUCACCCUAAACAGAAAAAAUUACGGUGCCCAGAAUGUAGGUCGGUGAGCUGCGCUAGUUGCAGGAAAACGUGGUCUUCAAACCACGAUGGACUGACAUGUGACCAGUACACCAAGUGGCUGGAAGACAACGACCCCGAAAUAUCGAUAUCGGCUGUACAACAGCAUUUACGAGAAAACGGUCUGGAGUGUCCUCGAUGUCAUUUCAAAUAUUCUCUAUCCAGGGGAGGAUGUAUGCAUUUCACGUGUACUCAAUGUAAAUAUGAGUUUUGUUAUGGUUGUGGAAAGCCAUUCACCAUGGGCGCGCAAUGCGGUCUUAGCGAGUAUUGCGCGAAAUUGGGACUUCAUUCGCACCAUCCACGGAACUGUCUUUUCUAUCUGCGUGAUAAAGAACCGCAUGAAUUGCAAACACUUUUACAGAUGAAUAACGUAACGUAUGAAACAGAAGCGCCUGAAGGCAGUACGAAUCGUUGCCCAAUACAACUGCAGCGUGAAACACCUACAGGACUUGUAGAUGGCGUUUGCGGAAAUGAUGUACCGCCUUUGCACGGUGGAUUGUGCAAAAACCAUUACUUGGAGUACCUGAGCAGAAUAGUCCGCGCGCGUGGAAUCGACCCGCUGCCUCUCCUGGGUGUCGACGACCUUGAAACACUAGUACGGCGCGCCGCGCAGCGACUACCACCCCGGCCCUACGGCUCCCUAGAGGGGCUCUACAAGCGCGCACUGCACGAGAUUGUACGAGAAAAAAUUCCCUUGGAUUGAAGAUAUAUAAUUAUUUCCUGGGCUGUACAGUAUAACGGUAUAACAUCGUAUCUAUGGAUUACAGUCAACUUCAUACGUUUUAUAUAUAACCAUUACAAACAUUAACAUAACAUUUUAUAUAUAAGCAAAUACUACAAUUUUUCUUUAUUAUUAAAAAUGAACUCUGUGAUUAAUAUUAGGUACUAUUUAAUA
Messenger RNA from Achroia grisella, 7637 nucleotides. RefSeq names its product E3 ubiquitin-protein ligase lubel (gene LUBEL). The transcript is spliced from 21 exons. Bases 339 to 7445 code for a protein of 2368 amino acids. Gene Ontology annotation, molecular function: K48-linked polyubiquitin modification-dependent protein binding; zinc ion binding; linear polyubiquitin binding. The record is from RefSeq and is a predicted model, not a curated record. NCBI's taxonomy places the organism in Eukaryota, Metazoa, Arthropoda, Insecta, Lepidoptera, Pyralidae. Gene Ontology annotation, cellular component: LUBAC complex. Gene Ontology annotation, biological process: protein linear polyubiquitination.